AUGUCGGCAGAUACAGAAGAAAUAGCCCACGCCAUUGCUGGCGCUGGUGGCGGUGCCUUGUCGAUGAUAGUCACAUACCCAUUGGUGACGCUAUCCACGCUAGCUCAAACCCAGGCCAAGAAGAAGGAAGAAAAAUUGAAACAGUCACCUGAGUUGGCAAAGAAGCUUCAAGAUGCCAAUUGCCAACAACGUCUCCUUUACGCGAUAAAGAACAGUAGCUCCGUGCUCGCUGCAAAGGAAAUCAUCAGUGAAAAGGGGGUGUUGGGAUUGUACUCGGGCUUGGAGAGUGCGUUGUACGGGAUCAUGUUGACCAACUUCAUCUACUACUACUUUUACGAGUUGGUGUCCAACUUGUUUUUGAAAGCCAACCGCACCGCUGGAAGGAAAAGAGCCGGGUUGUCGACGUUGCAAUCUAUCAUAACUGGUGCCAUUGCCGGUGCUGUUACCUGUGUUGGUUCCAACCCAUUCUGGGUCGCAAACACGAGAAUGAUGACGGAAAAGAAGAAAAAAGGUGAAGGCAAAGUCUCAAACUCGACAUUUAAACAGAUUAUCGAGAUUAUCGAAAACGAUGGUGUUGGGACUUUAUUCGCUGGUGUCUUACCUGCUUUGGUCUUGGUGAUAAAUCCAAUUAUCCAGUACACCAUUUUUGAGCAGAUCAAGAAUGUCAUUAUCGCUAACGGUGGUGUCAAGUCAUUCACUGCGGUCAAGGCAUUCUUCAUCGGUGCAUUUGGUAAGUUGAUUGCCACCUCGUUGACGUACCCUUACAUUACCUUAAAGUCGAGAAUGCACAUAAGAAAGAAGGUGUUGGAGGCGGAUGAAAAGGGUGAAAAAGUAUCGGAGUUGUCCAUGUAUCAAGAAAUCAAGAAGAUUAUCCACGAAGAAGGCUUGGAAGGUUUGUACGGUGGAUUGGCUGUCAAGUUGAGUCAAAGUAUCUUGACUGCUGCCUUUUUGUUUUACUUUAAGGAGGAGUUGUUAACCGGAAGUAUCAAGUUGGUGGAAGUAUUCAAAUUGUUGAGUUUCAAGAAGAACUUGAAAGCGUAA
Lodderomyces beijingensis is the source of this 1041-nucleotide messenger RNA. The record is from the annotation of a GenBank genome assembly. NCBI's taxonomy places the organism in Eukaryota, Fungi, Ascomycota, Pichiomycetes, Serinales, Debaryomycetaceae.